Molecule: messenger RNA, 1474 nt
Organism: Habropoda laboriosa
Lineage: Eukaryota; Metazoa; Arthropoda; Insecta; Hymenoptera; Apidae
Gene: Mdh2
Product: malate dehydrogenase, mitochondrial
Exons: 6
Biological process (GO): tricarboxylic acid cycle; malate metabolic process
Cellular component (GO): mitochondrion; cytoplasm
Molecular function (GO): L-malate dehydrogenase (NAD+) activity
Source: RefSeq, a predicted model, not a curated record
GCGGCACGUUAGUAGACGAUUGGAGGGAGCGAAACAGAACAAGUGUGAAAUAUAAUCGAGGUCAUCGGGGUGUCUUUGAAAGGUUAUCGAACGUUGUCUCCUUCAAUUUGAAAUUGGUCUCAUUCGUGCUCUGAAAUUCGUUACGAACAUGUUGCCACGAUUCCUCAAGCCUACGUUGACCGUCGCUCAACAAGGAGCGAAACGGUUAUCUACCAGUACUAGGUGCAAUGCCAAGGUCGCAGUCAUGGGUGCCAGUGGUGGAAUCGGUCAGCCGCUAUCGCUGCUCCUGAAGCAGUCACCUCUUGUAACCGAAUUAUCAUUGUACGAUAUCGUGAAUACGCCAGGUGUCGCUGCUGAUCUGUCGCACAUGGACACGGCGGCAAAAGUGAAAGGUUUUACCGGUCCGGAUCAGUUGAGGGAUUCUGUCAAGGGAGCACAGGUGUGUAUUUUAAUAUAUGUUUCAAUGAAAUAAAAUAAAAUACAGAAUAAAAUUGCGAAAUUUUAUUCACUAAACACGAACGCGUCGAUAGUGAGAGACCUUGUGCAGGCUGUGGCAGAAAUGUCUCCUAAAGCUCUCAUCGCUAUUAUAUCAAAUCCAGUUAACAGUACAGUGCCUAUUGCUAGUGAAGUUUUGCAGAAAGCUGGUGUAUAUGAUCCCAAGAGACUGUUUGGUGUAACCACUUUGGAUAUUGUCAGAUCUAACGCAUUCAUCGCCGAAGCUAAAGGUCUUGACCCACAGAAAACAUCAGUCCCAGUCGUUGGAGGACACAGUGGUAUCACUAUUAUCCCAUUAAUUUCUCAAUGCAAACCCUCAGUAUCCUUCCCAGAUGAUCAAUUGAAGGCUCUCACUGGAAGAAUCCAGGAAGCUGGUACAGAGGUUGUUAAAGCUAAGGCUGGUACAGGAUCUGCCACACUUUCUAUGGCAUAUGCUGGUGCUCGAUUUGGUAUAUCCUUGAUCAGAGCAUUGAAUGGAGAACAGGGUAUUGUAGAGUGCUCCUAUGUGAAAUCAGAUGUUACCGAGGCUAAAUACUUCUCUACGCCAAUUCUCUUGGGUAAAUCAGGAGUUGAAAAGAAUCUUGGCCUUGGUAAACUGACAAAUUUCAAUCAGCUAUUUCUUCCUGCUAAUUUACCAGUCGACUUGAAGAAAAAGGACGAGAAAUGGAAUGAACAAGAACAGGAAACCAAAUUCGAGAUAAUCAACGAGAAAAAUCCUGAAGAUUUCAGCAGAAGUCCCAGCAUGAGCAACUGGAGAGAAUGCACUGCUAACUUAAAUAUGUAUCGGAAACUUUUUGCAAAAUGGAUGUCGAAGAGAUGUCGAUGUCGAACCACCUUGAAAUUCAACAACGAAGAGGAAGCAGAAAUGCAACGAGAACCUGCAGCUUCAGUAACUGUAGCUGAUUUGCUACCAGUCGAAAAGAAAAACGUUCAGAAUUGCUUCUAUUCCAACUCGACGAUCACAAAGAUGCCUUCUUGA